Molecule: messenger RNA, 1650 nt
Organism: Symbiodinium necroappetens
Lineage: Eukaryota; Dinophyceae; Suessiales; Symbiodiniaceae
Source: the annotation of a GenBank genome assembly
AUGCUGCACAAGCUCCUUGCGGGACAUGUGGAGACGCCCCCUGGCCUCGACUACGUGGGCGGAUUCUGUGGAGGUUUGCGGGACGACUACCGUCGACGUUUCGCAUACUUUCGGUCAGACUGGCUCACGGACGUGAUGAAAGGGAAGACAGUCUCAGGUGCGCUUUUCCUUUUCUUCGCCACCUUCACUUCUACCCUCGCCUUGGGCAAACACAUCAACGAUGUGACCCAUGGCGUCAUUGGCAUCAAUGAGUACAUGAUUAUGAACAGCAUCUCGGGCAUGCUGCACUCUGUUUUGGGUUGUCAGCCGCUACUCGUUUUGCGCCCGACCGGGCCAAUCACUUUGCUCAUUGAGAAGCUGCAUGAGGUCAGCGAGUGGCUUGUGCUUCCUUUCUGGCCGCUCUUUGCUUGGACAGGGAUUUUCGUUGGUCUCUACAUGUUUAUCAUCGCUGCGACGGAGCUCAGCCGAUUCAUCAAGUACGUGACUGCGUUCACAGAGAACAUCUUUGCAACCUUCAUCGGCACGGUUUACAUCAAUGACGGCAUUCAGGGCAUGAUCCGUGUGUGGAACAGUGGCACCACAGACGUCGCAGCAAGAAAGCUGCUCGUUUUUAACAUGACCCUGGGCUGCACAGCUUUGGCCUACUACCUCAGCAACAUCCCCAGCACAGCGUGGGGUACCUACACCAUCCGGAAGGUGCUGUCCGAUUAUGCGCUCACCAUCUCAGUCUUCGUGCUGGCCAUCGUUGCUGCUAUCCUUGAUGCCAACUUUUUUGGAGUGGACUUCAUUGACACAAGCAGCACAGGUCUAACUACGACUGAUGGACGUGAGUGGAUGACGGACAUGGGAAGCAUUUCCGCAACUGGCGUCCUAGUGGCGGCUGUAGCUGCUAUCCCUAUCGUGAUGUUCUUCUAUUUGGACCAGAACAUUUCCAGCCUCAUGUGCCAGAAGCCUGAGCAAAUGCUCGGGAAGGGAGCUUACUUCCAUUCUUCCUUCGCUUGCAUGGCCCUCUUCAACCUUCUAGGACCUAUUUGGGGCUUGCCCUUCGUGACCGGCUCCUUGCCACAUUCACCCCAGUUUGUGAGCGCGAUGACGGAGACCGAUGAGGAUUACAAGCCCACUGGGGUCGUGGAGAACCGAGUGGCACCUUUCGUCGGCUACCUUCUAAUGGGCGUGGUCCUUUUCCUGCCCGACCUUCUGAACAAGCUUCCCGAGACUGCAGUGAGUGGUGCUCUCAUAUUCGUGGGGCUGAAGGCCGCUUUGGGCACGCAGCUCUGGGAGCGAUUUCUUCUUCUCUUCACCGAUCCAUCCAAACCACGAUCGGGCAAAGGCUACAGCCACGUGCCUCUCAAGACCGUCCAUUGCUUCACGUUGCUUCAGAUCUUGAUGGUCGUUGGUUGUUGGCUUUGCAACAUCUACAUCGGCCUCGGAUUUCCCGUCUUCGUCGCCAGCCUGAUUCCGUUUCGCUUCAAAGUCCUUCCUUGCCUCUUCAAGAGCGAAGAUAUCGAGGCUCUCCUCACGGAGGAGCCUGAGCCACCGAAGGGGAGCAAGUCCGACAGUGAUGAUAGCAUUGAGAAUGCGAUGGGUGAGGAUGUGGAAAGAGCGAAGGAAGCUCAGAACGAGCAAGAAUCCUCGCGCCAGGCUUUAUGA